Molecule: messenger RNA, 1667 nt
Organism: Durio zibethinus
Lineage: Eukaryota; Viridiplantae; Streptophyta; Magnoliopsida; Malvales; Malvaceae
Product: polyadenylate-binding protein RBP45-like
Cellular component (GO): cytosol
Molecular function (GO): mRNA binding
Source: RefSeq, a predicted model, not a curated record
UUUAUAAAAUUUCGAUUUCCAAAUUAAAACUAAAAUAGAAAAUUUCCGCUAGGGUUUCCUCUCUUCUCUCCGAGAUCUCCCAAAUCUCUUCCCUUUGUCUAUCAAAUAUGAUGCAACAACCAGCAUCAGGAGGCGUAGCUCCGCCACCGUCCAUGGCACUUGAUCAUUCUCAAGCCCACCAGUACCAGCCACAGCCGCAGUCGCAGCAGUGGAUGAUGAUGUCUCAACAACAGCAGCAGGCGGGUCAGCCGGUUCCUCCACCUUCCGCUUGGAAUCCGCAACCCGUCCCUCCGCCCUCUCAGAUGCAGCAAUACACCGCCGGUUCCGCUGCUGUCGGCUCCGGCGAGUUUCGAUCUCUCUGGAUCGGUGAUCUUCAGCAGUGGAUGGAUGAGAAUUACCUCAUCAGCAUCUUCGCUCACACUGGAGAGGUGGUUUCAGCUAAGGUGAUUAGGAAUAAGCAAACGAGUCUACCAGAGGGAUAUGGGUUUAUUGAGUUUGUUUCACAUGCAGCAGCUGAGAGGAUUUUGCAGUCGUAUAAUGGGGUGGCAAUGCCAAAUUCUGAGCAGAAUUUUAGGUUGAAUUGGGCAGCACUCGGAUAUGGGGAAAAGAGGCAAGAAGAGGGUCCUGAUUACACAAUCUUUGUUGGGGAUUUAGCUGCAGAUGUUUCGGAUUACAUGUUACAAGAGACUUUUAAAGCUGUUUACCCAUCUGUUAAGGGUGCCAAAGUGGUUACUGAUAGGACUACAGGACGGUCGAAAGGUUAUGGAUUUGUGAAAUUUGGUGAUGAAACUGAGCAGAUUCGUGCCAUGACCGAAAUGAAUGGGAUUUAUUGUUCUACAAGGGCAAUGCGGAUUGGACCAGCUUCUAAUAAGAAGCCUGUCACUGGACAGCAGUAUCAGAAAGCUACUUACCAGAAUGCGCAAGGAAGUCCUGGUGAGAAUGAUCCAAAUAAUACCACAAUAUUUGUUGGUGGUUUGGAUCCCAGUGUUUCUGAAGACCAAUUAAAACAAAUAUUUAGCCAGCUUGGUGAGGUAGUUCAUGUAAAAAUUCCUGCUAACAAGAAUUGUGGUUUUGUUCAAUAUGCUAACAGGACUAGUGCGGAGCAAGCUUUAUCAGUUUUGAAUGGUACUGUUUUAGGAGGAAGAAAUGUUCGACUUUCAUGGGGACGUAGUCCUUCAAGCAAACAGUUUCAGGCUCAACCAGAUCAGGCCCAGUGGAAUGGUGGAUAUUAUGGAUAUGCUCAAGGAUAUGAAGCAUAUGGAUAUGCACCGCCUCCCCAAGAUCCUAACAUGUACUAUGGGGGCUAUCCUGGAUAUGGGAAUUACCAGCAGCCGGGGGCUUACCAGCAACCACAGCAGUGAGGUGCUGUCUAUUGAAACUGGUUUACUCUGAUCUGAUCUGAGGCACUUUCAGGUGUUGUUUUGAUCCGAUAUGUAUUAAGGUUGUGGGUUUUCAUUGGUCGCUGUACGAUGUCUGUUCUUCUUCUUCUUCUUCUUCUUUAUGAUGAUUUUUGCUUGCCUUUCUUGGGCUCUUUCCCAUCUCUUAAACCUCUCUUCUUCUCUGUGAUGUUGAAAGUUUUAUUUUUUUUUCCUAAUAUUAUAUACCUUAGCAGUUGUUUGGAUUGAUGCUUUUUAAUGGUUACUAUUAUUAUGCUUCCUAUGUGUCAA